AUGAAAGUGCUGGACUAAGGUUCUGACUUUAAAUGGGCUUAUGAGAAUGCUUUAAGUGAGAUACCAGGUUAGCCUGAUGAUAUAUAUUGCAAUGAAGAAUUGAUAGUAAAAGUUGGUAAUCACUGUGAAAAUUUUGGAGAAUGCUUAGAUUAAUGCUAUAUAAAGUCUGAAUGCAGAGGCCCUUAAAGUAUUAUUAUCCUCUUUAUUAAAAAUUAUAAUAGAAGAUGA
This is a messenger RNA of Stylonychia lemnae, 228 nucleotides long. NCBI's taxonomy places the organism in Eukaryota, Ciliophora, Spirotrichea, Sporadotrichida, Oxytrichidae. The record is from the annotation of a GenBank genome assembly.